Molecule: messenger RNA, 468 nt
Organism: Paracoccidioides brasiliensis Pb18
Exons: 5
Coding region: 1-468 (155 amino acids)
Cellular component (GO): cytoplasm
Source: RefSeq, a predicted model, not a curated record
AUGUCGAUACCAAGCUCGUUUGACCCUGAAAAUCCCCAAAACUUGGAGGAUAUGGAAAAACAGUUCGCUGUCAAAGCUGUCCAACAAAUGACCACAUAUUGGGCCCUCCUAGAAUCGAGACGGGGUUCUACACUGCGCUUGACGAAAAUGGACGACGAGAUAUACGACAAUUUUAUGAAAUUAUUCCCGGAAUUUAAUCCCGCGGAGACAAUUGACGAGGAUCAGAUGAAGAGUAAAGAAGGCAAGGAGAGGUGGAGAAAUUUCAUUAUGCCCUACGACAAGAAGAUUGACGAUUAUAAUUUCGGGACUCUUUUAAGAGCGAAUCCUAAAUUCGAGUAUGGAGAAAAGGAGACAAUUUUUGUCGUUCGGAUGCAAUUCUACGCCAUUGAGAUUGCAAGAAAUCGAGCUGGGCUGAACGAUUGGAUAUACGAGAAAGCACACCCUGAGACGAAAAAGGAAUCCUCAUAA